GCCAUGGCCCCGACCAUUACGCGUAAUUUAUAUACACAUUUUAUUCACUGAAAAAGAGAAGGGGGAAAUAAUUAAAAUUAAGGCACUAAAAGGUACGAUAUUUACCUGUGUUUUGAUGGGGUAACGGAGUAAAAUCACCCGGCUGUUUACAGCGGCGUCUAGCAAUCGGCACAUCUAGCAACCCUGUUCGCAACGUAUACCUUUUAUGCGCAAAAAAAGUGAAGAAUUCGCUCGGUGGGCUGACGAAAGGCCCGAAUUAACAUAAGAAUCUCAUUCAUUUAAAUUACAAAAACAGCAUUUACUCUUGCACAAACUGAAAAACCGUGGAAAAGCGAAAAGUGACAGUGAUUUUCCUUAUAUAUGCGAUCCCAAAAACCUAACAAAAAGCAACUUCCGCAGACGUCAGCAAGUGCCACAUAAAAGAAAUAGAUAAAAUAAACAAAUAGCAGGGGUGAUGCGAUAAACAAAAUCAAAAAGAAAAGAAAUUAUAGACGGCAAGAAAACAGGAGCGGCAGCGAGUGCCGUUGUCAUGCAUUUUGUCACACAGCAGCGGGCACAACAGCAGCACCACCAGCAGCACAAGUCCACCUCCUCGUCGAGUUCCUCGCUGGCCUCGAGUUCCUCGUGUUCAGGAUCUGGAUCGGGAUCGGGACCGGGAUCGGGAGCAGGAUCUCGCUUUGUGUCCCUGCGCAAGUCCUCCAGCCAGGGUGCUCUGCCCAAGACCUUGGCCACCGCCCACAGCUUCUUCCAUCGUCCUUCGUCCUCGCAGGGCAAGCACAAACGCACCGCCAGCUUAAAUGUUACGCCCAUGAUUAAAGAUAAUGAUAUAAACAACCCAACAACAUCAAGUGUAACCAUAUCCGGUACGACUGCCGAAAGUCCAAGCAUUAGUAAGACCCCUGCCAAUGCCAACAUGAUACCCGAGAACACCCAGCCCGAUCAGCUCCAGUCACAGUUACAGACACAAUCCCAGCUCCAGCCACAGUCACAAUCGCCGUCACAGUGCCAGCAGGCGCAGGAUAAUCCAGAGAAUACCCAGAAUCCCCAGCAGCAAUCGCAGCCGGUGGAGGAGCAGGCGGAGCCGAUAGCUGGUAGCAAUGGUGGCGACAGGCGCGAUUCGAUCACCGAGGAGAUCACGAUCACGAGCACCACAAACAGCAGUUUGAGCAACAAACUCCUGACCAUUCAGGAAGCAGCUGGCAGUCUCGAACAGAGCAGCAUUUCCAUAUCGACGUCCUCCAAACAGAACGCUUCCACAACAGUCGGCGGAUCGCCACCAGCCGGAGUCCCAGGUGCCAAUGAGUCCAACGGCAGCAAUCUUAGUUUAAACCAGGCCGCCACUUCCACUAGUCCUGGCUCCAGUUCCAUCGCCAGCAACAACACAGCAGCGCCAGGAGCCACGCCAAGCAUAAAUAUUGUGUCCAGCGAGACGAACCGGGAGCAGUCACAGCAGUCGCAGAGCGUCGACUCCAACGGAUUUACUGCUCCUGGUGGCUCCGGCACCGACAGUCCCUCCAGCCGGAAGAACUCCACCAGCUCGAAGGGCAAGGCCAGCCAGGCGAAGCUAUCCAGCAGCGGUCACGAUGAGGACGUCUCACAGCACCGGCUGAGCGAUCUCACCCAGCACGAGCUGAGCCUGCUGCGCGUCGACCGGGAUCAACAGGUGACCAGCAGCAGCUCCACCUCCAACGAGAAGCCGGCCAAGCCAUCGCGGCUUUCGGAGCGGGCCAAGAAGAAGUCCUGGUACAACGUUAUCUAUCCUAACUACAAGUCACGGGCCGAGGACUUCAAGAAGCUCUUCAAGGACGUGCCCAACGAUGAGCGCCUGAUUGUGGACUACUCGUGUGCCCUGCAACGCGACAUUCUGGUCCAGGGCCGCCUGUAUGUGUCGCAGAACUACGUCUGCUUCCAUGCGAACAUCUUCAGCUGGGAGACCUACGUGAGCAUUAAGUGGAAGGAUGUGACGGCCAUAACCAAGGAGAAGACAGCUCUGGUGAUACCCAAUGCCAUUUCAAUAGCUAGCGGCAAGGACAAGUACUUCUUUGCCACGUUCACUUCUCGCGACAAAAGCUUCUUGAUGCUCUUUCGCGUCUGGCAGAACACGCUGAUGAACAAACAGUUCUCGCCGCAAGAGAUUUGGAAGCAUGUGCACACCUGCUACGGCGAGGAGCUGGGCCUGACCACCGACGACGAGGACUACAUAGAUCCCACGGUGGACAACGACAACGAGACAGACUUUGACUUCCAUACGGCCAUCGAUGAGGAUAGCCAGUCGCAGCGCCAGUCGCAGCAGUCGAACCAAUCCAACCAGUCGAAUCCCCAGCUGCCCCAGAGCGGCAACAGCAGCGCCAGCAGCGGCGGCGGCGUUCGAGCCUCUGCUCCACGCAAGUCCAAAACGAAAUACUUCUUCAACUCCUCCAAAUCCUCGGCCAACGCCUCGGCCAGCGGAUCGGAUAACAAUAAGACCAGGGAGAGCUCGCGCAAACUGAACAAGAAGAUGAAGCAGAAUGCAAAGGAGCUGAUCCUCAGCUCCGUAAAGCCGACGGAGCUUUCGGUGAGCGUCACCAUGGGCGCUCCCACCGCCAGCAGCAGCAGCACCGCCGGCUCCACCACAGCCUCCUCUUCCACCAUUGCCAACCUUACGGGCUCUGGCUCUGGAUCGGGAUCGCUAUCGGGUUCCAAUACGGCUCCAGCUAGCGGCAGUGGCGGCGACAAGAAGAGUGUGGAGAAGAAGGUCAGCACGACUUCAAACUCGGCCGCCGUUGCAGCAGCGGCAGCCUCCUCAUCCUUGGCCACUGCCACUUCCGCGGUUCCAGCCACAGAAUCUAAGCUGGAAACCAAACGCAAAAUGGGAAAAACUCAUCGACAACGCGAUGAUUGCAAAAAUGCUGCCGAGAGUGUGCCCACAGAUGUCUCUGACUCGUCGGAUUCCGAAGAGAAUAAUUUGCCAUUUGUGCCCACUACAGAGUGCACCUCGACACAUGAGGGUCGCCAGAUCGUCCAUACCAUUCUGCCCAUCAACGUGGACACCUUGUUCAAUUUGCUGUUCAGCAAGUCGAAAUUUAUUACUGACUUCCACGCCACGCGCAAGUCAACGGAUCUGGUAUUGGGCGAAUGGACCAAGAACGAGGAGGGUCUUCAAGUGCGCACCGUAAACGUCACCGUUCAAUUGGCCGCCUCUGUGGGACCCAAGACCUCAAAGGUAACCGAGUACCAGACGCAAAGGGAAUGCAGCAAGCCGGGUGAACUGUAUUCCAUAGACGUAAAUAGUCUUAAUGCAGGCAUUCCAUACGCGGACAGUUUCAGCGUGCUCAUACACUUCUGCCUGGCCAGAACUGUUGAUGAUCACACUAUGCUGUCGAUUCAUACCCAGAUCAAGUACAAGAAGUCGGUCUGGGGCGUUGUCAAGGGCUUCAUCGAGAAGAAUACGUGGGCAGGCCUGGAGGACUUCUUCGGAGCACAGUUGCAUGCGCUUCAGAGCGAGACCUGCAUUCCACCUGCCAAGGGAAAGGGUCGCAGACCGAGGAGAGGCAUGAAUCAACAAUCCGCCACCUCAACAUCGACCACCACAACAGGUGCUCUCCACACAGCGACCAGUACGGACAAUGACAGCAUUCAAGAGACGCGUCAUCAGCAGAACGAGCAUCAUCAGCACCAGCAUCUGCACAUGCACCAUCAUCACCACCAUCACCACGGUAGCCAGCAUCAUCACCACGAUCCCAGGCACUCGCACCAUCAUCAGCCUCCGCUAUCCCAUCACCAUCAGCAUCCUCAUUGGCAUCACCGUAAGGCUAUACUUCCGUCGAGCAGAGGUACUGCCACGCAAAUUCGCCCUCUGGAGGAGGUAGUCGGCCCGGCCCCAGCCGGAGAUACUUUGGAGGCCCAAAUGCUGUCCACGGGCGGCGUCGCUGGUGCAGCAGUCGGCGCCUCCGCCGGUCACCCGCUGCUGCUCGAGGGCGGCAAACAACAGCAGCUCCACCACCAGCACCACCUGCAGCCGCACAAGCAGCACCACCAGCAGCAGCAGUUGCACCUGGGCGGCGGCGACGGCCAGGCACUGGCGACGGGACACGGGCCACAGGGUCACAGAUUCAGACACAAGGGCUUGUGGUUGUUGGUUAUACUAUUGCUAUGCUUGAUGCUGGCAUUAAAUGUGAUAUUAUUACUUAAGCUCUGGAAGCUGGAGGAACGGAUUGACGUGGAUCUCAAUCGGCGGGCCCGCCUGCCCAGUUUGGCGGCCUUGAGUGAGCUUCCGAGCACGAAUCAGGAAUGGCUACAAAUGCUGCGCGACCAGGAGAUGGCGCAUGAAAACGAGCUCCACAAGUGGCAACAGGUGCUGCAAACUGCCAUCGAGCUACUGAAAAAGGUGAGCAUUGUCUGCGAAAAGAUCUACAACGAUGGCCAGCUGCGUAAGAGCAUUGAGUCGAUGUCGAUGGCGGUGCACACAGAAUUCUAAGCAUCUCAUUAGACGGUGAAUAACAGCAGUGAGCAGUGACUUCAGCAAACAACAAGCGAUAACUAAUUGUAACUUUAACACUCACAACCACACACAUGUAUACACGCAGUGCGUUUCAUAAUGCAGGGCAGUUGUAGAGAAGUAAGGAUAAAGACAGAUUUUUUUCUGAAACCUAUUUCCUAUUCCUAUUUUCUUAUUUAAAUAUUUAAUCAGCAUUUUUAUGUUCCUUUUGUUUCCACCAUGUUUAUGUUAUCAUUCGAUUGUAUAUCUUUGCAUUUGGUAAUUAAAUUUCUUCUUGAAAUUACCACACACAAGAAGUGAACUUUAAUUUCGAAUAACUUUUAAAUGAGAAGAGUGGUCAGAUUUGAAAGUAUGAUUAAACUGUCUGAAAGUUUUGAAACGCACUGCACCAGCGGGCAUUUGUUACUGAUCUCUUAGUUAGCAAUACACAAACCCCAAAAAUUUUUGCAUGUUUUUUUCUCUGUUUAAGAAAUGUUUUCUCUGGCACUGACUGAUGAGAUAAUUGUUGAAAAUUCAAAUAUUUAAAUACAAGCUUUACUAUUGAAUGCCGACAUCUUUCUCAACCAGAGUUAACAUUUCUUUAGAGAUAAGUUUUGUAUUCCGUAGAACAAACUCAAGGCCAGCACAUUUUAUUGAAUGCUUUUAAGAAACUGAAUGAAAUUGUAUUAAAAAUCUUUUUGGUCUAUCCGC
Molecule: messenger RNA, 5167 nt
Organism: Drosophila rhopaloa
Lineage: Eukaryota; Metazoa; Arthropoda; Insecta; Diptera; Drosophilidae
Gene: GramD1B
Product: protein Aster-B
Exons: 11
Coding region: 530-4456 (1308 amino acids)
Biological process (GO): intracellular sterol transport
Cellular component (GO): plasma membrane; endoplasmic reticulum membrane; endoplasmic reticulum-plasma membrane contact site
Molecular function (GO): sterol binding; sterol transfer activity
Source: RefSeq, a predicted model, not a curated record